AUGAUAAGAAACUUUCGGUUUACCUCUUUCCUCUCUGCCGCUAAACCUCUCACCUCCUUCGCCUGCUCAUCUUCUCCGGCGAGACAUCCACCGCAAUUCACGUCAUCUGCAUCAACUCCUCUCCGUAUAACUCCUCCCAAAACUCCACUAUUCCUCAGAACACCCUCCCACGCAGCUCCUUUAUCAGAAGUAUUAAAAUGGCAAGACUGGGCGAAAGAUCUCGCCUCCUCGGUAAAGAACUCUUCAACAAAGUCUGAAGAUAGCUUAGACUCUAUUCUCCUCCUCCGUGAGCUAAAAUGGCUAACCGAAGACUCGAUCACAGACGAUAUUACCAGAAGGGAGUUAGGAGGAGAGAAGAGUGUGAAGCUGAGAGCUUCCUUGGAGGAGCUAUACGAGUUAUGGCGUGAGAGGAUCGUUAACAGGCGGCCGUUUCAGUACGUGGUGGGAUGUGAGCACUGGAGAGAUAUGGUGUUGUGCGUUGAGGAAGGUGUUCUUAUUCCGAGACCUGAGACGGAGCUUAUUGUUGAUUUGGUGGAGGAGGUGGUGAGGAGAGAUGAUUGGUUUAGGAGAGGAGUUUGGGCUGAUCUUGGAACGGGAAGUGGAGCGAUUGCGAUUGGUGUUGGUAGAGUUUUGGGUGGGUGUGGGAGAGUUAUAGCUACAGAUGUUAGUCCCGUGGCGGUUGCUGUGGCGGGAAACAAUGUUGGAAGAUAUGAGCUUCAGGGAAUGAUUGAGAUAAGAGAAGGUUCUUGGUUUGAGCCUUUGAAAGAACUUGAAGGGAAGCUUGUGGGGCUUGUGAGUAAUCCACCAUACAUACCAAGUGAUGACAUUCCAGGCCUACAAGCUGAAGUUGGUAGACACGAACCGCACCUUGCGUUGGACGGUGGUGUUGAUGGGACUGAUAGUCUUUUCCAUCUUUGUGAUGGGGCUUCACGGAUGCUUACAAGCGGUGGUUUCUUUGCUUUUGAGACUAAUGGAGAUAAGCAAAGCAAGAUGAUCGUUGAUUACAUGAACAGUGAUCUCAAGAACAUUUUCUCUGAUGUGAAGAUAGUUUCUGAUUUUGCUGGAAUCGGUCGUUUUGUGACUGGCUUUCGUCUCUGAGAUUUUACGCAACUCGCUGUAGUGCCAUUUCCCUAUAAUAUAUGUGUCCUAAUUGAGCUACAUUUAUGGAUUUGUGAAAUUAUUUUUUCCUCAAAAUCAUGAACGGUGGUUAACCGAAGAAUCU
Messenger RNA from Eruca vesicaria subsp. sativa (arugula), 1222 nucleotides. NCBI's taxonomy places the organism in Eukaryota, Viridiplantae, Streptophyta, Magnoliopsida, Brassicales, Brassicaceae. The record is from the annotation of a GenBank genome assembly.